CGGGAAGCGUUGCUCUGGAGGUACCUGAGUCAUCCGCAUGUCUUGCCCUUCUAUGGUGUCGAUGGGCGGACCUUUCCAGAGGCGAUUGCUCUCGUAUCGCCAUGGAUGCCCAACGGCAAUAUUAUAGAAUACCUUAAUCGCCAGGAACCUUCCAGCACUCUCAUCGAAAAUCUGCUGCGGCAAAUCAUCGCAGGCCUAGUAUACCUCCAUGAUUCCGUUGACGUUGUCCAUGGUGACCUGCGUGGGCCCAAUAUCCUGAUCGACUCCGAUGGUCGUGCCCGCCUAGGAGACUUCGGUCUCGCCCUCCUGGCAGUAGAGACCAACACCAGAAAUUCUUUUCCUUCCGGCACUGCAAGAUACAUGGCCCCGGAAUUGCAUGCUCCGGAGAAGUUUGGUCUGCCGCACUGUCGACCCACGAAACCUACGGAUAUCUACGCCCUGGCUUUUCUUGUUUUGGAGCUCUACACCUUACGGCCGCCGUUCGCAGACAUGAAGGAUACUGCGGUUGCCCUGCGCGUCAUAGACGCCGACAGGCCUGCACGACCUACGAGGGAGGAUUGCAGGGGGGUGGAGAUCCCCGAAGCGCUGUGGACGACCGUUCAGGUCUGCUGGGAGCAAGACUUCUCCCGACGGCCGACCAUAGCUCAG
This is a messenger RNA of Punctularia strigosozonata HHB-11173 SS5, 648 nucleotides long. RefSeq names its product kinase-like protein. Gene Ontology annotation, molecular function: protein kinase activity; ATP binding. Gene Ontology annotation, biological process: protein phosphorylation. NCBI's taxonomy places the organism in Eukaryota, Fungi, Basidiomycota, Agaricomycetes, Corticiales, Punctulariaceae. The annotation marks the transcript as partial. The transcript is spliced from 4 exons. The record is from RefSeq and is a predicted model, not a curated record.